AUGAGUUCUCUCUACCUCUCCUUCCUCUUCCUCAUCGUCAUCGCUCAAAGGUCCAGUGCAAGCUAUCCUUUUGGAGUCUAUGGAGGUAUGCCCAUGGUUCAUGCUCCAGUAGCAAUUUCAGCGCUACCAGCACCAGUUGCCUUCGCUCAUCCUGUUCACCAUUCGGCUCCGAUUGAGGUUCACAAUCUUAUGCGCACUAGUGAUAGAGAGACUGGCCAUUUCUCCGGCACAAUGCACAGAUCGUUUGGAUAUCCAUUCAACAAGAAGAAUUGA
This is a messenger RNA of Necator americanus (New World hookworm), 273 nucleotides long. RefSeq lists its product as uncharacterized. Lineage: Eukaryota; Metazoa; Nematoda; Chromadorea; Rhabditida; Ancylostomatidae. The record is from RefSeq and is a predicted model, not a curated record. The transcript is spliced from 5 exons. Bases 1 to 273 code for a protein of 90 amino acids.